Phytophthora nicotianae INRA-310 is the source of this 171-nucleotide messenger RNA. RefSeq lists its product as hypothetical. The transcript has 2 exons. Lineage: Eukaryota; Oomycota; Peronosporomycetes; Peronosporales; Peronosporaceae. The record is from RefSeq and is a predicted model, not a curated record. Bases 1 to 171 code for a protein of 56 amino acids.
AUGAAGUCGCUUUGUGCAUGGGAGGAAGUUUCACGCAUCCGUGAGUAUACCGACAAGGAGGUGCUACACACACGAAGAGAAUGGAAGCACAACGCAGACAAGGUUUUUGGUCAGAGUUCUAUGCUUGGCCCACACGCAUUCAACCCCGAUGGAACUACAUGUCUUGAGUAA